Molecule: messenger RNA, 945 nt
Organism: Stylonychia lemnae
Lineage: Eukaryota; Ciliophora; Spirotrichea; Sporadotrichida; Oxytrichidae
Source: the annotation of a GenBank genome assembly
AUGAAGAAGAGAAAAAAGAAGCUAUGUGAAUAGACAAUGACAUAGAUCGGCUCGAGCAAGAGGCUCUCUCAACCUAUGGGCAGCUAAGGAGAGUAAAAGCCAGACUAGAUAUUAUAAGAAUUUUCAAUCACUAAAAUAUGUACUGAGAAGAUGGAUGAUGUAAAUGUGGAUGACUAUAUGGGGGCAGUGACUGACCAGAAAGAAACUCAGGUUGUAGAUCAAAUGCAAGUAGAUGAGGAACAAUCUUUUGUGGAGAAUGUGGACGAGGCAGCUAAGGAAGAAGCUAAAGAAAUUGAUAAUGCUAUAAAACAAAAAAUAGAGAGUCUACAACAACUAUAUGAGUACUAGGAAGAAGUAGUCAAAAAUCUUUAAAAGGUUGACUAAAGUGGUUUUAGAAACGAGAAAAUCAGUCACUACGAAUUAAUAGACUCGCUUCUUGAUGCAGAAGAGAAAGUGGAGAAAGCAAUAGAGAGAGCUGAAAACCUAGUGAGUAUCUACAUGACUUGGGAUGAGAAAAUGAACUUGAUGUAAGAACUGAUAUAAGACUGUGCAUAGAAACUCAAACAAAAUAUCAUUGAUAAAAGUAUUCUAAAAAAGGAAGAGGUUGAAGUGAUGAAAAAUGGUAUUAAAGAAGCAAUUAUGGGAUACGAAAGCAUCUUGAGGAAAGAAAUGGAAGAAGUAGAUAAAGUUCUACUUGAAGAACUCUAAACUCAAGCUAGAAAACUAGGCUACCAAGCAAAAACAAUAUAGGGAGAAGUUCUAACUACCAAAAAAUGGAUACAACCAAGCAGAAGUAAUGAGACAUUACUUGGGUAGACCGGAGAUAAUCUUAGAAUAGUUCAAAUCAGAACUGCUAAGAAGAAUAUUGUUUAACUGUACUGGAGGACCUAUGAUAAACUCCCUAGAACAGGUUAUUUAAGUGAUCUAAAAAGUGGAAGCUAAUGA